This is a messenger RNA of Pipistrellus kuhlii (Kuhl's pipistrelle), 1614 nucleotides long. Its product is annotated as mucin-17. The coding region runs from base 123 to 941 and encodes 272 amino acids. The transcript is spliced from 9 exons. NCBI's taxonomy places the organism in Eukaryota, Metazoa, Chordata, Mammalia, Chiroptera, Vespertilionidae. The record is from RefSeq and is a predicted model, not a curated record.
CAGAGACUGUCUCUGCCCAGGUGGAACUGAGUGUGACAGUGACCAGUAAGGAAUUCACCGAAGAGCUACAAGACCGGUCUUCUAAAGAAUUCCGGGAGUUCAAUAAGACAUUCUCCGAAGAGAUGGACAAAGUUUAUUCCAAAAUCCCUGAAUAUGUAGGAGUUAACAUCACAGAAUUGAGUUCUGGCAGUGUGGUGGUGCAACAUGAUGUCAUUCUGCAGGCCAAGUUCAACUCAGAAUACAAGGAAGAGUUUAAGAAGGUCACCAAAGAGAUAGAAAAAACAAUUACGAAUGUAACUCAACAGCAAAUAAUGAGUAAUGGUAACUGCUCAGCCACUCUGUGCUUCAAUAAAAAUGCCACAGAGGUGAUAAACACUGUGAUAGACUACGACCCUGAAGUGGACUGCCGGGAAAAGGCUGGGAAAGACUUGGCUAAAUACUUCUUUGUGGAGUACAAGGACCAGCAACCAAAGUGCAUCAACCGCUGCAUGCCUGGUUUCAAUGCCUCCUUGAACUGCAACGCUGGAACGUGCAAGUUGGAGCGCAGUGGCCCGAAAUGCUACUGCUUGAACACAGACACUGCUUGGUACAGCGGAGAAACCUGUGAGGUUAGCACCAAGAAGAACCUGGUGUACGGGCUCCUGGGGUCAGCAGGCGCAGUGGUGCUGAUGAUUCUCGUCAUCCUCCUGGUGUUUAUGUUCCGCUCCAAGAGAGAAGUGAAAAGACAAAAGCACAAAGUGACUCAGUUGUACAACUGGCAUGAGGAUGGUGGAACAGCCCCUGGGACCUUCCAUAACAUUGGCUUUGACAUCUACGAAGAACCACAGAACUCCCUGAACCUGGACUCCAUCUAUAGUAACUUCCAGCCCUCCCUGGAACAUGUAGAUUCUAAAAAGAAGAUACAAAUUAAGAGGCCUGAGGUGACGAUGACAUCAUUGUAAGGCAAAAGAAAUUUCACAUGGAGCUGUGGGAUCUCGAAAUGAGGAGAUCUCCAUUCAGCUAAGUUUCAUGGAACAUUUCUCCAUUGAGAGCAUUCCACAAGAACAUGAUAAGAAAUAAGGAAGGCUCAAUCAGCAUGGUUCAGUGGUUGAGUGUUGACCUAUGAACCAGGAGAUCAUGGUUUGAUUCCCAGUCAGGGCACAUGCCUGGGUUGUGGGCUCCAUCUCCAGUUGGGGACGUGCAGCAGGCAGCUGACCAGUGAUUUCCUCUCAUCAUUGGUGUUUCUAUUUCUCCCUUCCUCUUUGAAAUAAAUAAAAAAUAUAUUUUAAAAAAGAAAAGAAAUUAAGAAGAAGAGAAUAGAGACUACAGUUCUGAGAAUCAAAUAGAAACACCGUGGAACCCCCAAUGGACUUGUUAUGACCUCAAGCGAGUUCCUUCGGCUCUUCCUGGGGAGGUUCUUCCUCCUCUAUGUCCAGCUUCAGCACCAAGGACAGCAUUCUCAUCAACAGGUUUACUGUGAUGAUCCUUCAAACCCUGGUUUGCACCCUCCAUUAUAUAAAAUCAUCUUGUAAACUUUAUUGAAUCAGCUCUUCAUGAAAAACAUGUUUUUUUUAAUGUAUAACAUUUUUAGUAUAUAAGAUUAUGAGUAUUUUUAAAGUUCUUUUUAUCUACAGA